Ornithodoros turicata is the source of this 904-nucleotide messenger RNA. RefSeq lists its product as uncharacterized. The record is from RefSeq and is a predicted model, not a curated record. NCBI's taxonomy places the organism in Eukaryota, Metazoa, Arthropoda, Arachnida, Ixodida, Argasidae. The transcript is spliced from 7 exons. Bases 311 to 904 code for a protein of 197 amino acids.
ACGACGAAGCAGAUGACAGGUGGGAAAAAACACACUGGACCCGUCGUCCUGUUACCUGCUUCGUCGUCCCCAGACUGAAAUUAACGUUGCCCGUUACAAGCUUAUACCAGUGUGAAUGCAUCAUUUACCUGCCUCCAGCAUACCCGUCCAGCGACAUGUGCGGUCCGAAACAUCUCAACGUGCCAAAUACUGAAUCAAAACUCCCGAAAAAGUCGCCACAGCGUACUAAUAGGACUACGCUGACAGCGAUUAUUCAGGCGACGUCGAGGAAGAGAUUCGGAAUGAAAGACACUCUGACGAAGAACCAAGCAUGUGGAGCGCUGUUGAUCAAUUAUCCUUUCUCCUGCUCAAGUGGAAAGAAGCCCGGCAAAUUCCAGAGUCCACAAUCAGCGAUCAGCGCAAAAUGGAAACGAGGUGCACAGAACUGGCGGCAAUGACAAUGAAGGGGCAAACGCAAGAGCAUGAAGGGGGCUGUGAUCAUGACCAUCAAAUGGAGGAACUCAAAAAGGGCUUGGCAGAGCUGCAAGAGGAAAACAAUGAACUGCGUCAGGAAAACGUACAGCUGCGGGAGGAACUGGCUAGCACACACAACGAACUGAAGGACAAGAAGGCCCAGGGAGAUGCUGUUGUGAAGAUGAUUAAAAAGCUCCGCAGGUGGGUCCGUACUGCCAGCAGCUCCACUAAUGGUCGGGCCCCCGCCACGGAGGACAUUGGGAAUGGUGUACAUGUUGGCAUCAACACACUAGAACGCCUAAAGGCUACAUACAUAGGUGCGGUAGCAGCCCUAAGCUUUGCCCACAACCUACUAAGGGCUGUGUUCCAAGAUGAUGAGCUACUUGGAAAAUCACUGUUUGAAUUGCAAUCCAACUUGUGUAAGGAGAAUGUCACCGAAGCCGUUUAUUGA